Ananas comosus (pineapple) is the source of this 3840-nucleotide messenger RNA. RefSeq lists its product as uncharacterized. The coding region runs from base 596 to 3544 and encodes 982 amino acids. The transcript has 20 exons. The record is from RefSeq and is a predicted model, not a curated record. Lineage: Eukaryota; Viridiplantae; Streptophyta; Magnoliopsida; Poales; Bromeliaceae.
CCCCUGUUUUUAACCUACAAAUAUAUACUCCUUUUUUUUUAAAAAAAAAAAACUUCGUAACCGUUGUUACAUAUUCGCCAAAAAACACGCAUGGUAUAUAUAAUAAUAUAAUAAUAAUAUCAUACGUAUUAUUUUUAUAUAUUUAUAUGUAUAUAAAACGUCGAAUAACAUAGAGAAGUUGAGGGAUCUGAAAGCCUCUCCCUUUUUGAGGAGGCAGUGAAGAGGCUGAUCCCGGGUUGUGAAAUUGAGCGGCGGAUUGGAUAAAAAGGGGAUUUUUUUUUUCUUUUUUGAAUUGGGUUUUGUUUUUUAUUUUUUGUGAUUUGUUCGUGGGGGCUUUCCCAAUUCUGUGAGAUAGUUUGAUCUUAUUGUAGUAGGUUUUGAUUAUAGAGAGUUUGAUUGGAAUUUGUGGCCGUUUUUUGGCGAUCUCAAUAAACCCAACAUUGUAGAAAAUCUCUGCUGCGUUAAUCCCAGCAUAGAAUUUGUUGUGUUUCUAUUAAGCUCUGGUACAGUUGUGGGUUGAUCCCCACAUUUGAGGAAAGAGUUAAGGUAAAAUAAACAAAAAAGUGAGAAACAAAAAGGGAAAAGAGAAAAGAGAAUGGGGGUUAUGUCCAGGAAAGUAUUGCCGGCCUGCGGCAAUCUGUGCAUAUUCUGCCCGUCUCUGCGAGCGCGGUCGCGGCAGCCCGUCAAGCGCUACAAGAAGCUCCUCGCGGACAUUUUCCCCAAAUCUCAGGAUGGAGAACCGAACGAAAGGAUGAUUAGCAAGCUUUGCGAAUAUGCUUCCAAGAAUCCCAUGCGAAUACCGAAGAUUACAGAGUACCUAGAACAGAGAUGUUAUAAAGAAUUGCGGAACGAGCACUUUUCAGUGGCAAAAGUUGUACCAUGUAUUUACAGGAAGCUGCUGUCUUCAUGUAAGGAGCAGAUGCCAUUGUUGGCGAUGAGCUCAUUGUGCAUAGUACGAACUCUACUUGAUCAAACACGAGAAGAUGAGAUGUGUAUUCUUGGUUGUCUUUUGCUAGUCGACUUCCUUAACAGCCAGGUCGACAGCACAUACAUGUUUAACGUGGAAAGCUUAAUACCAAAAAUUUGUCAACUUGGUCAAGAAGUAGGAAGAGAUGAAAAGGGACUCUGUCUACGUUCGGCAGCAUUGCAAGCUUUGGCUUCGAUGGUGCAAUUCAUGGGCGACUACUCUCAUAUAUCAGUGGACUUUGAUAAUAUUGUCUCUGUGAUCUUGGAUAACUAUGAGCCCUAUCAAGUGGUCUUAGAGAAUGGAACGCAUGAUAUGGGUUACACUGAGAUCCAAAACUACUCAAUGAAGGAAGUUGUGAGAAUUGAUGGCCGCGAUUCCACGAUGGUUGGCUCGAAAAAUCCUUCGUACUGGUCAAGAAUCUGUUUGCAGAAUAUGGCCAAAAUCGCCAAGGAGGCAACCACUGUGCGGCGUGUUUUAGAACCUCUGUGCCGCUACUUUGAUAGUGGAAAUUGUUGGUCUCUUGAUGGUGGGAUUGCAUGUUCCGUUUUAUCUGAGAUUCAGGUUUUGAUGGAGAAGUCAGGACAAAAUAGCCAUUUGUUGUUAUCUAUCAUGAUUAAGCACCUAAAUCACAAGAAUGUGUCCAAGCACCCUAUCAUGCAGAUCAAUAUUUUGAAGGUUGCAACCCAUCUUGCAUGCAACUCAAAGCUGCAAGCUUCUGCAGCUAUAAUUACUGCAAUAAGUGACUCGAUGAGGCAUUUGCGCAAAUGCAUGCAAUGUUCCAUAGAAGCAUCAAAUCUCGAGGGCGAUAUCAAUAAGUCAAACUCUGCUCUUCACUCUGCCUUAGAGGAGUGCCUUGUGCAACUAACAAAAAAGGUAGGUGAUGUUGGACCUGUUCUUGAUAUGAUGGCUGUCAUGCUUGAGAAUAUUUCUCCUAAUGCUAUUGUAGCCAGAGCAACAAUCUCAUCGAUUUAUCGUACUGCACAAAUUGCUAUUUCCGUGCCUAACUUAUCAUAUAGCAAGAAGGCUUUUCCGGAAGCUCUAUUGCACCAGCUUCUUUUAGCAAUGGCACACCCAGACCACAAAACGAGAGUCGGUUCUCAUCGUAUUCUAUCCGCCAUUCUUAUGCCUGCUAGUGUUAGUCCUUGGUCGAUAGCAAAUUUCCCAAUAGGGUUGAAGGACUAUAAUACUCGGGAGACACUUGUGGUAGCUCUCACAGCUUUCUCGUCUUCUGCAAGCCUAAAAGAGAAGCUAAGGCAAAACAGUUUCAUGCACAGUGAGAGCUUAAAAUUAAAUGAGAGACCGGAUGCUGCAGUAGAAGCUGUAGAGGAGAAUGGGUGCCCACAUAAAAAUGGAGAUCUACAAAACACAAACUGCCAGUCUCAUGAUAGCCAUCAUAACGCGGAAAGUUGUGGCUUUAUGCGAUUGAGUAGUCACCAAGUGGGUCUCCUACUUUCAUCAAUUUGGACCCAAGCAUUAUCAGAAGAUAAUACACCUGAAAAUUACGAGGCAAUGGCACACAGUUACAACCUUGCUUUGUUGUUUUCGCGAGCAAAAAACUCCAGCCAUGUAGCUCUUGUUCGAUGUUUUCAGUUGGCGUUUUCUCUCAGGAGUAUGUCUCUCGACCGUGAUAACUUAUUGCAGCCAUCUCGUAAAAGGUCCCUGUAUACCUUGGCAUCAUCGAUGCUUAUAUUUUCAGCAAAAGCCAGUGAUCUUCCUCAGAUUGUUUCCUCUAUUAAAGCAACAAUGACAGAGAACAUGCUCGAUCCUCAUCUGAACCUAAUCGACGACAGCAGGCUGCAUGCUACUUCCGUUGAAUCUUCUGGCAAUAAGAUUGUUUACGGUUCUGAGGAAGAUGAGCUCGCGGCAUCGAGCUUCCUUGCGACACUAGUUAACGAUGAUAAGCAACUAAAAGAAUUUGUGAUAUCACUCUUGAUGGAGAAGUAUGAAAAAUUACCAGAGGAAAAGUUGAAUGGCAUAAAAGAGCAACUCCUUCAGGAGUUCUCCCCGGAUGAUGCAUUUCCUCUUGGUGCUCCGAUGUUUAUGGAUACGCCGCACCCUUCCAUACCAUCACAAAAAGAGAGUCGGCUUUUUGAUGAGGAUAUGUUUCCUGCACUUAUAGAAGAUGAAGAUCCUUUCAUAGAAGGUACCGGAAGUCAAUCUGAUCAGAAAAUAUCAGAAUCAAUAAAUUCACUCGAUGUUCUGAGUGUCAAUCAAUUGAUCGAAUCGGUUCUCGAAUCAGCACGACAAGUCGCAAACUUGCCGGUCUCCGCUCACCCCGUCCCGUACGACCAGAUGAAAAGCCAGUGCGAGGCUCUCGUGAUGGGGAAGCAGCAGAAGAUGUCAGUUCUUCUGAGCUUCAAGCAUCGGCAAGGGAGCUCGAAAGAUUCGACAGAAGAUGCGUCGAUCGACGCACUCAACCCUAACGAGCAGGCGCUGUGCCAUUCCGAGGCGGAUUCAAAAUCGGUCGGGAAGGAUCGCAUACGACGCUGCGACUCGCUGUCGAGCGAGUCCGAGCAAUCGUUCCGGCUACCGCCUUCGAGCCCGUAUGACAAGUUCCUGAAAGCUGCAGGAUGGUAAAUAAAUAUACAAGCUCAUGGCAGCAGCAAAUGGUACAUGAUGUAACUAGCCUGCAUAUCAUUUCUUUGUUCUUUUUUUUUUUUCUUUUUUUCUUUUUUUUUUUUCACUCUCCUUUCUAUUCUUUUAUAUGUACAAGUUAAAAGUCACAAAUUUGUUGUUUAGAGGUGCUUGAGAGGUAUUUUGGGAAUGCAAAAGCAGAGGUGCAAAUUGUAAUUUUUAUUGUGAUUGAAAAGAAGAUCAAUGUUUGCAUUUCAUCAACAGCUUCUCUAUCUGCAAUAAAGAUACAAUUUUGAAUA